This is a messenger RNA of Aaosphaeria arxii CBS 175.79, 350 nucleotides long. RefSeq lists its product as uncharacterized. The record is from RefSeq and is a predicted model, not a curated record. Lineage: Eukaryota; Fungi; Ascomycota; Dothideomycetes; Pleosporales. The transcript has 2 exons. The coding region runs from base 32 to 220 and encodes 62 amino acids.
CUGUUCCCUCUCACUCUCGGCACCUAUCAUCAUGAGUUCGCGAUUGCAAAACUGGUGGCUCCCCGAUGAGGGUAUUGCCCGCAUCGUCAUCCAAGCCGCCAUCCAGCAAUACUUGGGACCCGAUGCUCUCGUAAAGCGAGGGGAAAAUGAGGGUAAAUCAGGCUAUUGGAUUACGGGCCCUCGAAUGCUCACAGCGGUAUGUCUCUUCCCUAAUCUGUGAUGGCACCUUGUAGCUCUCAAAAACCACUUAUUGAAAGCAAAUAGGAAGAGAUUCAAGAUAUGAAGCUUGAUACGCAAAGAUGGGAACAAAUGCAUGAAGAAAGUAGCCGCAUGGACAACCUUCAUAAAGG